GAUACAAAAAAGUUUUGAUUACAUUUUUAAUUUGUAUACAUCGAACGCGUCGCUAGAACGCGUUUUAAAUUUAUUGCAUUUGCAUUUUAAACGCAGCGCGUUAAAAAAGCCGGCAACAUAACGGCGCAACUAUUGAACAGCUUUCUCAAGGGGAGUCCCCACCAGACCACCAUAGAUAUAAUGCAGAAGCUCUAUGCCGAGCCGCCGCCCAGCAGCGCCCCAGUUAGCAUGUCCAGCGCUGGCGGCACUGCACCCAGCGGCGGCGGCGGCGGUGGUGGUGGUGGCGGUGGUGGUGCGGUCCCCACCAGCAACAACAACCCGCAUCCCACCUCGAAUGGCGGCAGCAUGAGUCCGCUGGCGCGCUCGGCUUACACCAUGAAUAGCAUGGGCCUCACAGUGGGCGGCAUGUCGUCCGUGUCGCCACAAGCGGCAGCCACCUUUGGCGCCAGUGUGCUCGACUCGGCCGCAGCCGUGGCCAGCAUGAGCGGCAGCAUGGGCGCCGCAGCGGCAAUGAACUCGAUGGGCGGCAACUGCAUGACUCCGAGCUCGAUGAGCUAUGCGAGCAUGGGCUCGCCCCUGGGCAACAUGGGCGGCUGCAUGGCCAUGUCGGCGGCGAGCAUGUCGGCGGCCGGCUUGAGCGGCGGCUAUGGCACGAUGCCACCGGGCACUCGCGACAUGGAGCCCGGCUCACCCAAUUCAAUUAGGCGUGGCGUUGACAAGCCGACCACAUACAGGCGCAGCUAUACGCACGCGAAGCCGCCGUACAGCUACAUCUCGCUCAUCACGAUGGCCAUACAGAACAAUCCGACGCGCAUGCUGACCCUUUCGGAGAUCUAUCAGUUCAUCAUGGACCUGUUUCCAUUCUAUAGGCAGAACCAGCAGCGCUGGCAGAACUCGAUACGCCACUCGCUGAGCUUCAACGAUUGCUUUGUGAAGAUUCCGCGCACGCCGGAUAAGCCGGGCAAAGGCUCGUUCUGGACACUGCAUCCGGACUCGGGCAAUAUGUUCGAGAAUGGCUGCUAUCUGCGUCGCCAGAAGCGCUUCAAGGAUGAGAAGAAGGAGGCCAUCCGUCAGCUGCACAAGAGUCCGUCGCAUAGUAGCCUGGAGGCAACCAGUCCGGGCAAGAAGGAUCACGAGGACUCCCAUCACAUGCACCAUCAUCAUCACACGAGUCGUCUGGAGCACCAUCAGCACCACAAAGAGGCGGGCGGCGGCGGCGGCGUGGCGUUGGCGGGCGUCAACGUGCUCAGCGCAGCGCACAGCAAGGAUGCCGAGGCGCUGGCCAUGCUGCAUGCCAACGCCGAGCUCUGCCUCGGCCAGCAGCCGCAGCACGUGCCCACGCAUCACCAUCACCAGCACCACCAGCUGCAGCAGGAGGAGCUGUCCGCGAUGAUGGCCAAUCGGUGCCAUCCGUCGCUGAUCAGCGACUACCACUCGUCGAUGCAUCCACUGAAACAGGAGCCUUCCGGCUACACGCCCUCCAGUCAUCCGUUCUCGAUCAAUCGCCUGCUGCCCACGGAGUCGAAGGCGGAUAUCAAGAUGUACGACAUGAGCCAGUAUGCCGGCUACAAUGCGCUCAGUCCGCUCACCAACUCACACGCUGCCUUAGGUCAGGACUCGUACUACCAGAGUCUCGGCUAUCAUGCGCCCGCCGGCACCACGAGCUUGUGACAUCACCAGUAUCCGCUGGCUUAAGGGCGCGCGGAGCAGAUGCUGCGCUUUGGCGGCGGCGGCGGCUCGCAUCAGCAGCAGCAGCACCAGCAGCAACACUUGCAGCAACAGCAACAGCAGCACCACUUGCAGCAGCAGCAGCAGCAGCAACAACAGCAGCAGCAGCAGCAGCAACAGGCGGCGCAGCAACUGACAUCCGCUACAAACACCACAACCAAGGCCAGCAGCAAGCCAGCGGUGGCCGUCAAUUACUCCCAAAAGCUGGCCGCCUCAGUGCAGCAGCAACAGCAGCAGCAGCAACAGCAGCAACAGCAGCAACAGCAGCAGCAACAGCAGCAACAGCAGCAGCAGCAGCAGCAGCUGCUGCAUAGCCAACUGUCGGCGGAGCUGCAGGAGGACUCUUCCAACAUUACCAGCGACCUCAGCGAGGAGCAACUGCAGCAGCAUCAGGCGGCACAGCAGCAGCUCUACAACAACUAUCAGCAAUAUGCCGCUGCGGCCAGUUACCGCAACUGGAAUCACAGUUUGACAUUCAACAGUGCCGCCGCGUUGCAGAAUCUGCUGUAGCCCAGCGGCACAAGGCCCGGCUUUGUGUAUGAUGCCAGGCCCGAAUCACGGACAUGGUAGUGUUCGGGCUGUCGGCCUGCCGGGCUGUCGGGCUGCCAAUUAGCGGGCGACUGUUCAAUGGCUUUUAGCACCUGGGCGCAUCCUUUGAGCUCGCGGGCACGUGAGUACGGCUCCUACACUUGUAAAUAAAUCAACCUACUCUUCUGCAAGCACUUGCUUAGUCUUUGCCUUUAUGUUUUUCGUUCUGUUGAGGAAUUCAAGAAAAAAGUGAUGUAGUUGUAAGCGCAACAACGGCCACAUAUUUAGGUAAUUGUAUUAGCCGUUAAGCACAACAAGUUUGUUAACAUUUAUGUUUGCUAAAAAAACAAGAAAUUCCGUGCCAUUUGUUUAUCCUCUAUAUAAGCAAUUACAAACAUGCAGCAUUUUAAAUGUGUGUGAAAGAAACCGAUAUAUAUAUAUACACAAAGAGACAAAGAAGGAGAGAGCAAAAGCAUAGCGGGAUUGUGUGUAAUGUUCAUUUAUAAAUCAAAUCCUUUAUCCAAAGGCAAUCGAAUUCGAAUCGCAAAUGAUCAAAAAACCAAAAACACAUAGAAAAUAUCCAACAACAAUUUCAAGACAAGACCCCCCAAGAAUCCUCAAAUUUAUCGAACUAAGCAACAAAAUUUGGCCAUGCAUUGGAAACGUCACGUUUUUAUCAUAUAAUUUUAAUGUAUAAAUUAAUUCCAUCUUUUUUAUAUGUGUGUACAAUAACAAUUACCCAUACAUUUUUUAUUUGCAUUGUACGUUUUCUGUUAUUGUACGAAUUCGUUUAGGCUUAAGACAAUUUGUAAAUAGUCUAUAAAUAUAUGUGUAUGUAUAUCGUAUUUAAGGCAGCUAAAAUUAAACUCGACGCCCAAAACAAAAAAAAAAAAAAAAAAAAAAAACAAAUAACAAAAAAUUUUAAACUAACUUGAGAAUUAAUCAAAUUGUAUGCUACACAACAUUAACAAAUAUUGUAUAGCAUUUAACAUUUAAUUAGCAUAAAUAAAAAAGCAAGACAAAAUACGAAAAAAAAACAAAACAAAGAACGAAAAAACUGCAAUUAUUAUUCAAUAAUUUUUAAUAUUAAUUUUAUUAUUGUGCGUAAACAAAAUCACAUACAGGCGCAUUUUUACAUUGAGCUAAGCUAAUUGAUUAAACUUAAUAAAUGCAAAUAGUUUAAAUAUGGCAAAAAAAAAAAAAACAAAACAAGAAGAAAAUAAACAAAACAAUAAAUAAAACACAAUGUAAAAUACACGCAUUGAAAUUCAUAAAUGUCAACAUAAAAUGAAAUAAUGAAAUUCCAAAAUCUA
Messenger RNA from Drosophila novamexicana, 3569 nucleotides. It is a transcript of the gene fkh, whose product is annotated as protein fork head. Gene Ontology annotation, molecular function: transcription factor binding; protein domain specific binding; DNA-binding transcription factor activity, RNA polymerase II-specific. Lineage: Eukaryota; Metazoa; Arthropoda; Insecta; Diptera; Drosophilidae. The transcript has a single exon. The record is from RefSeq and is a predicted model, not a curated record. Gene Ontology annotation, biological process: cell differentiation; anatomical structure morphogenesis; regulation of transcription by RNA polymerase II.